This is a messenger RNA of Microsporum canis CBS 113480, 933 nucleotides long. RefSeq lists its product as hypothetical. The transcript has 4 exons. The record is from RefSeq and is a predicted model, not a curated record. Lineage: Eukaryota; Fungi; Ascomycota; Eurotiomycetes; Onygenales; Arthrodermataceae. Bases 1 to 933 code for a protein of 310 amino acids.
AUGUUGUGCCGAACAGCAGCCGCACGCUCUGUGCUCCGAGCCGUCUCGGGCUCCAAUGCCUCAAUUUCUCGCAAUGCCUGGUCUAACACUGUUUUCAAGGCCCAGCUGAGCACCGCCUCCAGGCAAUGGGUUGGCCCACGAUCGGCCUCCAUGGCUGUUUCGGCAUUCCGCAAGCCAGCGACCACCGCCCUUGUCCGUUAUGCUACCACUGAGGCUGUCCAAAAGGCACAGAAGUCCCUCGUUGAAGAACCUGACGUUGAUAUGAUGGCUGGCGUUAAGAACGAUGUGAGAGUCAUCAAGGAUACCUUCAGCCUGGAGGGUGUCCCCAAGGAGGCUUUGUACUACGGUUUGGCUGGUGUCGUCCCAUACGUUGUGACUUCCCUCCAGACGGCUUUCCUCUCGUGGGAAAUGAACAACGCCGUUACUCUUGGUUCCGGUAAAUACGUUUCUGCCGAGACCGCUGAGGCCAUGAUGAACCUCAUUGAGCCCAUCCAGGUCGGAUAUGGUGCUGUGAUCCUCUCCUUUCUCGGAGCUGUCCACUGGGGUAUGGAGUGGGCUGGAUACGGUGGAAAGCAUGGCUUCCGCCGAUACGCCACUGGUGUCGUUGCUCCUGCUGUCGCCUGGCCGACUCUCCUCCUUCCGGUUGAGUAUGCUUUGAUCACUCAGUUCUUCGCCUUCACCUUCUUGUACUACAACGAUACCCGUGCUGCCGUCAAGGGAUGGGUUCCAGCCUGGUACGGCAUGUACCGUUUUGUGUUGACCUUCGUUGUCGGUGCCUCCAUCGUUAUUAGCUUGGUUGGCCGUGAGCAGCUUGCUAACCACUUCGCCUCUAACUACGGAAUUGCCGACAAGAUCAAGGCUCUCCAGGUUGCCAGAGAGAAGGAGCUGGCCAAGGCUGAGACUGCUGCUACCGAGACUGAGUCUUCCGAGUAA